AUGCCCAAGGCAAGAUACGAAUGUGAACUUUGCCACAAACCGCUGCGAAAUUUGGGAGAUGCAAAAAGCGUCCAUGACCGCACUUGCCCGGGCUUCAGAGCAUUGCACAUUCAAUCCGUUGCACAUGUGCAUCAGCGACUGGCGGCAGCGGCGGCGCAAGUGUCAGUAGUUCCACAGGCGCUUACCCCGACAGUUGAUAUGCAGAUGCAAAUAGAAGAACCACCUCCGGAGCCUCAAAAGUAUCGCAAGAGUGGAUUACCACAACGGCGUUGUCGUGUUCCCACAAAGUUCAACGACGCUGCUCCUCCUUUACCCCCUCGUAUACGCCACCAGUAUACGCUUGUGUCUUCAAGUGAGCCUGAGCCAGAAGCUCGGCCUUUGCCACAACCUACUCCUCCGCAUCGACCUCUUCCAACAUGGGUCCAAACUCAACCCAAUCUAUUCGGUUUAUACAAGGUCUAUCCGCGGCGUCCCACACACGACCCCGACAAAAAUGUCACUCUUGAUGACUUAUAUCUCGCGCCACAAGACACCGAACUCAACGUUGACGCAUUACCUCUUCCCAAAGAGCCGUGGUUUUAUCCAUUUCCUAACGCGUCCGUAGCGCACAUGAUGAAAUACCAUGUCGAAGAAGAAAACCCUGGCUCCAUUUCUGGAUUUGACCGCCUUGUCCACAAUAUCCUUCAGCCAGACGAUGAAGCCGACUCCGAUGGAGUCAAUUUGGCCGAUCUCCCUCGCCCCUUCUCCACCAAAAAGUUUCUGGAUGAUCUUGAUAGGAAGGGAGUGGAGCCUCUUGGGGUUUCAGACAAGUGGAUUGAGGGCAGUGUGAAGCUCAAAUUGCCGUGUGUUGGACGACUGCAGGAGGAAACCAAUGCCCCUGAGUUCAUCGUAACCAAUAUCCAUUAUCGUCCCCUCCUCGACCCUAUCAAAGAGGUACUCCAAGGACCUUUAUUCGGAAAACUACACACCACUCCAUUUUCUCUUCGAUUUGACCCAACAUACGAUUCAAGAUCACCGGAUACCGUUUCUCUGAGCGACCCCGACUCUCCACUAAACUCCUAUGGGCUCCCCGACGUUCCUCACAGCCACGAAGAAGUAUUCGGCGAAAUUUAUACUUCCGCGGCGAUGCUCGAGGCUUACCAGAGUCUUCCUCAGCCUCCGCCUCCCCAAUCGCCUGAUGAUCCAGUAGAAAGCAUGAUAAUGGCCAUGAUGGAGUGGUCGGAUGCUACCCAUCUUGCCCAAUUUGGUGCAGCUUCUCUGUGGCCGGGGUACACGUUCUUUGGAAACCAUUCCAAAAGCUUUCGAGCCAAGCCCUCCUCCAAUGCCGGUUUCCAUCAAGUUUCACAGCUUCCAGACUCGAUUCGUGAUGCGUAUCGUCAGCAAUAUGAUUGCGAUAUGCCCGACGAGGUUCAUACUCACCUGAAACGGGAACUAAUUCAUCGAAUAUGGGAACUAUUGCUUUCGGAAGACUUUAUGGACGCUUACGACAAUGGCAUAAAGAUUCGGUGCUGGGAUGGCAUUGUUCAACUCGUUUUCCCUCGCUUGUUCAUCUAUGGUGCUGACUAUCCCGAAAAAGUUCUUUUGGCUACAAUCAGAAGCUUGGGCGGCCAUCCAUGCCCUCGGUGCUUUGUUGCUAAGGCACAGAUCGCGGAGACAGGCACUGUGAAUGAUAUGAAGCGCCGACAAGUCCUCCGAGUGGAUGACCAUGCUCGACGGCAAACUAUUGAAGACGCACGCAGAGCCAUCUUCCGAAGUGGUCUUCCCGUUAUAAAGGGCUCGAUCGACAAGAUGUUAAAGGAUAAAUCCUGGGUUCCUGUGCGGGUAAUUUCAUUCUUGUCCGUGCUGUCGCUUCUAUUCACUCGGAGACAGAAUGCGUUCACUAAGCUCAAUACGGAGAAAACACCCUUCAAUUUUUAUACCUUAUUUGUCCCCGACUUAUUGCAUGAGGUGGAACUUGGAGUAGCUAAAGCUAUCAUCACACAUCUGAUUCGUAUGCUCCAAACGUUCAAGAACGUUGACGAGUUUGACCAGCGAUUUCGACAAGUUGAGACAUUUGGUCGUUCUGUUAUACGCGCCUUCGGUCACAACGUUUCGGGCAUGAAAUAUGCAGCGGCCAGGGACUUUGAAGAUGUGCUACAGUGCAUUCUGCCGGUCGUUGAUGGCAUAUUUCCAAUGCAUCAAAAGCUGGUGGACCAGCUCUGUUUUGAGCUGGCCAUCUGGCAUGGCUAUGCGAAACUCCGAAUGCACACCACCACAACUAUCCAGCUUUUCCGAACCGCAACCACCGACCUUCUAACAACGAUUCGACGAUUCGCCCGAGAAACUAUCGAUGUGAAAACUUAUGAGUUACCUCGGGAGGAGCGCCAACGGACAAAGAGAGCAUCGAAGGCUGCCGCUGCCGCUACAAUGGAGCCCGUUGCAUCAGCGGCGACCUCAGCACCAGCCGUUGUGAUGAUCCCCGUUCCACUCUCGACAUCUCCCGGGCCUUCAACAGUCGCAGUCAUCGGAGCCACAACUGAGCAAAGCCCAGUACCCAACACUAACCAGAAACCGAAGGCCAAUCCGAAAUCCAAACCGAAAGCGAAAUCAAAAGCGAAAUCAAAAGCGAAAGCACCAGCCGAACCUUCCGAGUUGCCCAACGCCAAACUCUCGUCAGCAGCGAAGACUCCUCAACCUAAAAAGGACAAAAUAGAAAAGCCUUUUAAUCUCAUUACUUACAAGCUACACUCUCUGGCGGACUAUCCUGACACAAUAUUGCGUUUCGGAACAACAGAUUCCUUCUCGACCCAGAUUGGGGAGCUUGCGCACCGACUAGUCAAACAUCUUUAUCGACGAACCAAUAAACGAGACCACGCCCGACAAAUCGCAAAACAUGAGCAUCGUCGUAGACUGAUGAGAGCUAUGUGGGAGAGGCGAAUUCCCAUGUUGGAGGCGCCUGCAUCAACCCUACGGCCCCAGCCUAACAUGGCUUAUGGAGCCUACGUUCCACCGGAACAACACCACUACAUUUCCGACUCAAGGAGGACUUCCUGGAAUCUCUCGGACCUGGCAGAAAUCGAGCUCGAUUCAGAUACGGGUAGCGACUCGGAUGGGCCACCUUUGGAACGCAUGGACGUCGACCAAAAUGCUUCCGACCCUGCACUUCAAGACUUCACGCUCAAGCUCAAAUCUCAUUUCCGGCAGCGACUACUUCAAAUUGAUGACCCCGACAUUCAGUUUGGUCCAGACGAUUUGUUGAACGUCAUCGUGGAAAAAGAUUUGCUCAGGCUCUAUACCCAUGCGACCAUGAAGGUCAAUUAUACGACCUAUGAUGUUCGGAGGGAUCAGGACAUGCUGAACCCACGUACUCGAAGAUUCUUCAUCGUACGCUCUCAAGAUGAAGUGGACCCUCACCCUUACUGGUACGGCGAAAUUCUUGGAAUCUUUCAUGCUCAUGUGUUACUGGCGGAUCACCCCGCAAAAGCAAAACGCAUUGAAUUUCUAUGGUGUUUACCUCGUCUUCACUACAUGUCGCAUGAAGAUCCCAACGCAUUCGGAUUUCUUGAUCCUCAGGAUGUUGUUCGGGGUACUCAUUUGAUUCCCGCCUUUUGCCAUGGGGAAACGACGGACUAUCUUCCCACCAAGUCGGUGGCGCGUCACGAGUCUCGCAAAGACCUGGAUUGGCGAUACUACUAUGUCAACUUGAUGGUGGACCGAGACAUGAUCAUGCGCUACCAUAGCAAUGUUGUCGGUCAUCGUAAUAUUGUUCCCAACGUUCAACACCAUGACCCAGAUCCAAUGGAGCCAGAUUCUUCUUCAAGUGCUAUACCUGAUAUCGAUAUCAACACUACUGAAGCCGCCAUUAUUGGGGGAGAGGAAGAGGAGGAUGAACAACAGGAAGAUGCAGAUUGGCGGGCAGAUGCGAGGAUAGAUUCUGAUAGUGAGGAUGGUGGUGAAGCCGAAGACGAGCCUUUGACUCCUCACGGUGGCCUCUCACUUGUCGACCGUGUUAUAUGUCGGGAAUUUGGGGCUGUGGGGUAUAGCGAACGACAUCUCACUGCAGUCUUCUCGGGUGAUCGCUCUGCAGUGCGCAGAGCUCUGAAAAAUCGCACGGUCCUCAGCUCCAAAGCAGUCAACGCCCGACCGAUUGAUGACCUCGACGACGAUGCUCGUAUUCUGGAGAUGCCAGAAACUGUGAAGCAGUAUAAACAAAUCUAUCGCUUGUUAAAGGAAACUCGUCCUAUCAAAGACAAACCAUCUCUCAAGAAGAAUAAGAAAGCGCUUGAUAACUCUGCAAAUGGCGGCGGCGAUUCCACGAACGACAAUGGCAGCGGCGAUCCCACGAAGGACCGAUUCACCAACGUAUGA
Mycena indigotica is the source of this 4347-nucleotide messenger RNA. RefSeq lists its product as uncharacterized. NCBI's taxonomy places the organism in Eukaryota, Fungi, Basidiomycota, Agaricomycetes, Agaricales, Mycenaceae. The transcript is spliced from 15 exons. The coding region runs from base 1 to 4347 and encodes 1448 amino acids. The record is from RefSeq and is a predicted model, not a curated record.